AUGACGUACAACAACGAGGUCAAGGAGCAAGAACAGAAGAUCCUCUUGCAGGGAAUAAAUAUGUACAACAAGGAGGAAAAGGAGCAAGAGCAUAAGAUCCUAUUGCAGGGAAAAGAUAUGCCAAAGCCUCCAAUGACAGCCAGUGGCUUGCCUGAGGCCCGUCAGAAACCUGUAGUGCUGCCUUCUAGUGAGGCACCAAUGUUUACAUUUCAAAACCCUGCUUUUGAUCACCUUGCCAAAUUCCUAGUUGAGCUGCGGGAUGAGAGGGCUCUUCGUGACAACAAGUUUCAGCAGCUCAUCUACCUGUGGGAACAGUUGCCAAGUUUUGAAAAGAAAAAGGCCAACUUUCCAAGGAGCUACACAAAGAAGCAAUGGUCAGGGAAGUUUCGUCGAAGACGGAAACAUGUUGCUCCAGGGGUGGAGAGUAUCACUAAAGUUCUCCUAGGACCCAACCGAAGUCCAGCGCAGUGGCCAAACUGCAACAGAUACACAGAGGCCGCAUGUGAGCAUCUGUUGAAGAUCUUUCCUGGCGACCAGAAGCAUUAGGGACGUGUAUGGACUAGAUGACGUCUUGUCCUCAGGGCUUUCCACAACAUCCGACAGGUUGUUGUCAAGUCACAAAAGGCCAUGCAGAGGACAGAGAUACAACUGCCUUUGCUAAAUAAAAAACAACAACACUACAGCAGUGGUAAGUAAUGAAAAUAAAAUUCAAGCUCCAUGAAUCAUUAUUGUACCCAUGCACAUCAAAGUUGAAAAGCGUGUUUAAUGGUUUCAGGU
Molecule: messenger RNA, 777 nt
Organism: Mya arenaria
Lineage: Eukaryota; Metazoa; Mollusca; Bivalvia; Myida; Myidae
Exons: 5
Coding region: 1-546 (181 amino acids)
Source: RefSeq, a predicted model, not a curated record